AAUGACAUAUAUGUUUUUUUCUCCAGAAUCAUCAAAUUGUUAAUUGUUUUAAACCCUUUUCAUUCUUUUCUUUACUUGUAAGUAUCUGGCUUUAGUUAGAAAUAUUCUCUCAAACGGUCCGCUUAGUAUUUACGUUUUCUUCUUAUUUUCUUCAAGGGUUUUUCUUCUUAGAUUUCUUAUAUAUCAGUAUUACAUGUCAAAGAACUGGUUUUUUUUGGCUUGUUACUGAUUCCCUCCCAUUUUCGGUGCAAUUCAUGUUAAAAUUUUGAACUGUUUUAUCUUUCUUAUUGCUGUAGAAAUUUUUUAACAGAAUACUCUCAGAGUAGGCUGAAGUUUUGCUUACUUUUUGUGUUUUUCCAAAGAAAAAGCUGCAGCUGGAUUAAAUAUAUGAUGGUAAAGCAGCGAUCACAUUUGAUCUGGUGUUAAUCUGCAGUAAGGUUUUUUCUGGAAUUUUGGUCGAAGUUCUUUUAGUAAUAAAUUGUCUAUGUUUUUUGGGUAUCCAAUAAAAUUAUUUCUUUUUAAGAAUAGUGGAAAUUUUGUGGAAGGACUUCAAGUGCCUUUUGGCACGGAACUUGAUAGAAGUGGACAAAAUAAUAAACAAGUUUUCAUUGUAAUUUUCUUCCUUAGGUACUUUCUGAUACUAACUUACUGUUCUCAGUAGAUAUGCCCAUCUGAUCAACGUUUUUCAGGCAUAACAAUUGAUUAAUUUCUUAAGACAUGUUUGUAGUGCCCUUUCAUGUGUAGAUUUUAUGUGCACUUGCUGAAUUAUCGGCUGACCAGGCUUGCCAUAAUGGUAUUCUGUUUUAUGCAUGUUGAAUUUAACUGAUGUAUUUUUCAUUCACACUGAUAAUAAAAUCUCAUUACGAGGAAUCUGAUAUGUUUCAUGUACCGCUAUCUUCAAGAAAAAAAUUAGGCAUGUCGUCUUGUGGAAAUGCCGAAAUCGAGUUUCUAUAGGACAUGGAUUUGUAUACUGAUUGCUUGCCUUAGCUUUCUUCUAAUUCUUGAACUAUUAAUCACAUGUUUGUUACGCUGUACUGGAUAGAAUUGAACAUUCCAAACAUUGGAUAAAUGUUUUAUGAAGUUUAGUACAUAUGAUGGCUGCUUGGUUGAUGCUAUUUGUUACAGGAGUUAGAGAGGAGGAAAAUUAAGGAUAUCAUCGUGCUCCAUACCUAAUUCAUUAUAUCGGAAAACAUGGAUCAAAAUCUCUUUUUCUCAUGACGAUUACCUUCAAAUUGGUAGUCAAUUUUGUGCUGUAAGCUCUACCUUCUAGCUAAGUGGCUCAAGGAAUUUUAAUGAGUACAGGAUUUCUAAAAGAUGACAAUCAGCAUCAGAAUGAAGAUUAUGCUUCCAUUAGAGGUGUGGAAGACAAUCAUUUAGGCAUCUAUGACAAACCACUCCCUUGCUUUGGCUGUGGAAUUGGAUGGUUUUUUCUUCUACUCGGGUUUGUAUGCCCUUUGUUGUGGUAUUAUGCCACUAUUCUUUACUUCGGAAAGUAUUAUCACAAAGAUCCUAGAGAACGAAUGGGGCUUUCUGCAAAUGUAAUAGCUGCUUUGAUAUUUACUGUGGCAGUGGUGAUUACGAUUGCUGUUGUUGUCUUCUAAAAGCUCAUUGAUGCACUUCUGCGUUAUCCUUAAAAAAAUAAUGUGUUUAUGCUAAUAUUUACAAGUUACAAAAGAUGGCAACUACUUUAGGCCAUCUUUCAUGUAGUUUUAUAGUCAAAACUCCUAAUUGAUGAUUCUCCGGGAGGUUUCUGCAUCACUAAGUACAUAUGUGUUUUAGUUUACCCAAUAUCCCCAGGGAAGUAAGGUAGAUCCACUAAGACUUGAGUUGGGUUUGAACUCCUCUCCCCUAGUAACAUUUUUUCUUAUUUUCUAACUUGAAUAGAUACUCUCAUGACAUUGGGCGUGUGGUUUUGUCUUGUUCUAGGGAGACAGACUGACAUAUGGUACGGCUUGGUUUACACCUCUAGAGUGUUGAUUUGUAAUGAAAGAUUCUCAAGUUAUGGGUCAUUAUGAAGGUUAUAAUCAUGUGUCGAUUGUGCUAAUUUUCUUUCACGAGUUAUUUCUUCGUGCAAGAGAUUACCCAUUUCCUUCAAUAAUCUUGUUGAAACGUU
Messenger RNA from Olea europaea var. sylvestris, 2113 nucleotides. RefSeq names its product 60S ribosomal protein L18a-like protein. The transcript is spliced from 4 exons. Lineage: Eukaryota; Viridiplantae; Streptophyta; Magnoliopsida; Lamiales; Oleaceae. The record is from RefSeq and is a predicted model, not a curated record. Bases 1293 to 1601 code for a protein of 102 amino acids.